This is a messenger RNA of Fonsecaea monophora, 1356 nucleotides long. RefSeq lists its product as hypothetical. The record is from RefSeq and is a predicted model, not a curated record. NCBI's taxonomy places the organism in Eukaryota, Fungi, Ascomycota, Eurotiomycetes, Chaetothyriales, Herpotrichiellaceae. The transcript is spliced from 2 exons. The coding region runs from base 1 to 1356 and encodes 451 amino acids. Gene Ontology annotation, molecular function: catalytic activity.
AUGUCCGGAGUCAGCGCAAUCGACUCUCGGGUUUUCCGAAAUCUCUUUGGGACGGAGCAGAUCCGCAAGGUCUUCAGCGACACAGCGUAUCUGGAGCGAUGCGUUGAGGUCGAAGUCGCGCUUGCGAAAGCUCAGGCGAGGGCAAAGAUCAUCCCUCAAGACGCCGCGGACCAGAUAGCCACCAAGGCACGAGCCUCGUCACUCGACCUCUCCCGCCUCAGCGACGAGACCGAAAUCGUCGGGUACCCGAUCCUCCCACUCGUGCGGCAGCUGGCCACCAUGUGUGGCGAUUACGCGGGCAAGUAUCUGCACUGGGGGGCCACGACGCAGGAUAUCAUGGACACGGCGUCCAUGUUGCAGAUCCGGUCAGGCUUGUCGAUCGUGGAAAGCGAGCUUGACAGGGUGAUCAAGGCCACAGAGUCUCUCGCCGAGAAGUACAAAAACACGCCCAUGGCGGGACGGACGCAUCUGCAGCAUGCACUUCCCGUGACAUUUGGAUACAAGUGCGCGGUAUGGCUGUCCAGCUUGUAUCGACACCGCGAAAGGCUCAGGCAGAUACAGCCUCGUGCCCUGAUGGUGCAGUACGGAGGUGCAGCUGGGACCCUGGCUUCGCUUGGAGCUGGCGAGGAAGGGAUCGUGGUUCGGAAGGAGCUGGCAAAGGAGAUCGGUCUGGCCGACCCGCCAAUCUCGUGGCACGUCGCGAGAGACGGGAUCGCAGAGACGCUCAAUCUUCUCGCGCUGAUCGGUGGAACUGUUGGCAAAAUCGCACUCGAUCUCAUGAUCAUGUGCUCGAACGAAUUCGCAGAGGUCGCGGAACCGUUCGUGCCUCAUCGUGGAGCCUCGUCGACCAUGCCGCAGAAGCGGAACCCCAUCUCCAGCGAGUUAAUGCUGGCGGCGUCGAAGGUUCUGAGAUCGAAUGCCGGAUUGGGAUUGGACGCCAUGAUCGCGGACUUUGAACGGGCUUCCGGGCCGUGGCACCUCGAAUGGAUUGCAGUGCCUGAAAGCUUCACUGUGGCGGUCGGGGGUCUACACCAGGCGGCAUUCGCUCUUUCUGGCCUCGUUGUCGAUGAGAGGCAGAUGUUGACAAACUUGAAUUCCACGGCGGGCCUCAUCGUCGGAGAGGCCGUCAUGAUGGGUCUUGCGCCGUUCAUCGGUCGACAGAGGGCACACGACGUGGUGUAUCAGGCUUGCCAGGAAGCGGUUCAGGAAAAGACCUCCCUACUGGAGGCUUUGAGCCGUGAUAAGUCGAUCGUCGAUUCUUUGGGCAUGGAUGAGCUAAGGAAGUUGUGUGAUCCAGUCAAUUACCUGGGAUCGUCGACGCGCAUGGUCGAUGAUGUCCUAGCCUUGAGAAAGUAA